Thermothelomyces thermophilus ATCC 42464 is the source of this 705-nucleotide messenger RNA. RefSeq lists its product as uncharacterized. The transcript has 3 exons. Lineage: Eukaryota; Fungi; Ascomycota; Sordariomycetes; Sordariales; Chaetomiaceae. The coding region runs from base 1 to 705 and encodes 234 amino acids. The record is from RefSeq and is a predicted model, not a curated record.
AUGAACAAGAAAAGGAAAACGCAGCCCGUCCUUCAGUUCACCACCGGGCUCGGCCCGAAACCCGUGCAGCCGGACGACCUGUCGGGGCGCACUGCCGUAGUGGUAGGCGGCGCCUUCGGCAUUGGCUUCGAUGUGUUGCGAGCGCUGACUGGCGCGGGCUGCCGCGUGCUCAUGGACGCGCGGGCGACGAUCGAGGCCGAGUCGCCGGGGGGGGCGCAGGUCGAGUGGCACGAGUGCGACAUGGGCGACCUGGCGCAGGUCCGCGAGGUCUUCGCGCGCCUGCGGGAGGAGCGGCUCCGGGGGGGGACGACGACGGGGCCGGCUCGACUAAUUACCUGGUUGCUGUCGGCAGGCAUCAACACCAACGAGUUCGGCCUCGACCGCGACGGCAUCGACCGGCACUUUGGCGUCAACUUUGCUCGCCCAGUUCUACGUCGUCAACCUGCCGUGGCCGCUGCUGCGCAAGACGGCCAAGCUGUCCGGCGGCGGAGCGGCAGGACCUGGGACAGCGCCCUGUGGGCCCUGACGUCGGACAAGGUCCAGAACAACGGCUGGUACUACAGCGACCAGGACCAGCCCGGCAAGGAGUCGUCCCAGGCUUCGGAUCCGAACAUGGGGGCGGCACUCUGGGACCUGUCGCAUCGCAUCACCAGGGAGAAGUUGGGGGAGGAUGCUUUGGUGGACUGGAAGGCCUGCGCCUAUUAG